CUCGGCGCGCAUGCUGCGCGGGGGCUCCAGGCUGACGCGCACCCAUUCGCUCUCCCCUCCAGUCCGGUUGUCACUGCCUCCACCCCACCGGUCUGGGAUGUACCUUUCCAUCUGUUGCUGUUUUCUGCUCUGGGCCCCUGCCCUGACGCUCAAAAACCUGAACUACUCCGUGCCGGAGGAGCAGGGGGCCGGCACGGUGAUCGGCAACAUCGGCAAAGAUGCGCGGCUGCAGCCGGGGAUUCCGCCCGCAGAGCGCGGCGGCGGCGGGCGCAGCAAGUCCGGCAGCUACCGGGUGCUGGAGAACUCGGCGCCGCACCUGCUGGACGUGGACGCGGACAGCGGGCUCCUCUAUACCAAGCAGCGCAUCGACCGCGAGUCCCUGUGCCGCCACAACGCCAAGUGCCAGCUGUCCCUCGAGGUGUUCGCCAACGACAAGGAGAUCUGCAUGAUCAAGGUGGAGAUCCAGGACAUCAACGACAACGCGCCCUCCUUCCCUUCCGACCAGAUCGAGAUGGACAUCUCGGAGAACGCGGCCCCCGGCACCCGCUUCCCCCUCACCAGCGCGCACGAUCCCGACGCGGGCGAGAACGGGCUCCGCACCUAUCUGCUCACCCGCGACGACCACGGCCUCUUCGCGCUGGACGUCAAGUCCCGUGGCGACGGCACCAAGUUCCCAGAGCUGGUCAUCCAGAAGGCGCUGGACCGCGAGCAGCAGAACCACCACACGCUCGUGCUGACCGCCCUGGAUGGCGGGGAGCCGCCGCGCUCCGCCACUGUGCAGAUCAACGUGAAGGUGAUCGACUCCAACGACAACAGCCCCGUCUUCGAGGCGCCCUCCUACCUGGUGGAACUGCCCGAGAACUCCCCGAUGGGCACCGUGGUCAUCGACCUGAAUGCCACGGACGCCGACGAAGGCCCCAAUGGCGAAGUGCUCUACUCCUUCAGCAGCUACGUGCCCGACCGCGUGCGGGAGCUCUUCUCCAUCGACCCCAAGACCGGCCUGAUCCGUGUCAAAGGCAACCUGGACUAUGAGGAGAACGGCAUGCUGGAGAUCGACGUGCAGGCUCGAGACCUGGGUCCCAACCCCAUCCCGGCCCACUGCAAGGUCACUGUCAAGCUCAUCGACCGCAACGACAACGCGCCGUCCAUCGGUUUCGUCUCCGUGCGCCAGGGGGCGCUGAGUGAGGCCGCCCCGCCAGGCACCGUCAUCGCCCUGGUGCGGGUCACUGACCGCGACUCGGGUAAGAACGGGCAGCUGCAGUGCCGGGUCCUGGGCGGAGGUGGGGCGGCCGGCGGCCUGGGCGGGUCGGGAGGAUCGGUGCCCUUCAAGCUGGAGGAGAACUACGAUAACUUCUACACGGUCGUGACUGACCGCCCGCUGGACCGGGAGACACAGGACGAGUACAACGUGACCAUCGUGGCGCGGGACGGGGGCUCCCCUCCCCUCAAUUCCACCAAGUCCUUCGCCGUCAAGAUUCUGGAUGAGAAUGACAACCCACCUCGUUUCACCAAGGGACUGUACGUGCUGCAGGUGCAUGAGAACAACAUCCCAGGAGAGUACCUGGGCUCCGUGCUCGCCCAGGACCCCGACCUGGGCCAAAACGGCACGGUGUCCUACUCCAUCCUGCCCUCGCACAUCGGCGACGUGUCCAUCUACACCUAUGUGUCCGUGAACCCCACCAACGGGGCCAUCUACGCCCUGCGCUCCUUUAACUACGAGCAGACCAAGGCUUUUGAGUUCAAGGUGCUGGCUAAGGACUCGGGGGCGCCCGCGCACCUGGAGAGCAAUGCCACCGUGAGGGUGACAGUGCUGGACGUGAAUGACAACGCGCCGGUGAUCGUGCUGCCCACGUUGCAGAACGACACGGCCGAGCUGCAGGUGCCGCGCAACGCCGGCCUGGGCUACCUGGUGAGCACCGUGCGCGCCCUGGACAGCGACUUCGGCGAGAGCGGGCGCCUCACCUACGAGAUCGUGGACGGUAACGAUGACCACCUGUUUGAAAUAGAUCCGUCCAGCGGCGAGAUCCGCACGCUGCACCCCUUCUGGGAGGACGUGACUCCCGUCGUGGAGCUCGUCGUGAAGGUGACUGACCACGGCAAGCCCACCCUGUCCGCGGUGGCCAAGCUCAUCAUCCGCUCGGUGAGCGGCUCCUUGCCCGAGGGGGUGCCCCGGGUGAACGGGGAGCAGCAUCACUGGGACAUGUCGCUGCCGCUCAUCGUGACUCUGAGCACUAUCUCUAUCAUCCUUCUCGCGGCCAUGAUCACCAUCGCUGUCAAGUGCAAGCGAGAGAACAAGGAGAUCCGCACUUACAACUGCCGCAUCGCGGAGUACAGCCACCCGCAGCUGGGCGGGGGCAAGGGCAAGAAGAAGAAGAUCAACAAAAACGAUAUCAUGCUGGUGCAGAGCGAGGUGGAGGAGAGAAACGCCAUGAACGUCAUGAACGUGGUGAGCAGCCCCUCCCUGGCCACCUCCCCCAUGUACUUCGACUACCAGACGCGCCUGCCCCUCAGCUCGCCCCGGUCGGAGGUGAUGUAUCUCAAGCCGGCCUCCAACAACCUGACUGUUCCUCAGGGGCACGCGGGCUGCCACUCCAGCUUCACCGGACAAGGGACUAAUGCCAGCGAGACCCCAGCCACUCGGAUGUCCAUAAUUCAGACAGACAAUUUUCCCGCAGAGCCCAAUUACAUGGGCAGCAGGCAGCAGUUUGUUCAAAGUAGCUCCACGUUUAAGGACCCAGAAAGAGCCAGCCUGAGAGACAGUGGGCACGGGGACAGUGAUCAGGCUGACAGUGACCAAGACACUAACAAAGGCUCCUGCUGUGACAUGUCUGUUAGGGAGGCACUCAAGAUGAAAACUACUUCAACUAAAAGCCAACCACUUGAACAAGAGACCAGGGGUCAAGCAGGCCCACUGAGAGCUGAGAGGAGCCUUGGUAGAAAUGUAAAGGCAACUCUAAUGAUGGGACUUGCUGUUUUUUGUCUUGCAGAACCAGAAGAGUGCAUUAAUUGCACAGAUGAAUGCCGAGUGCUUGGUCAUUCUGACAGGUGUUGGAUGCCACAGUUCCCUGCAGCCAAUCAGGCUGAAAACGCAGAUUACCGCACAAAUCUCUUUGUACCCACAGUGGAAGCUAAUGUUGAGACUGAGAGUUACGAAACUGUGAAUCCCACUGGGAAAAAGACCUUUUGUACAUUUGGAAAAGACAAGCGAGAGCACACUAUUCUCAUUGCCAAUGUUAAACCUUAUUUAAAAGCCAAACGUGCCCUGAGCCCCCUCCUCCAAGAGGUGCCCUCAGCAUCAAGCAGCCCCACCAAGGCAUGCAUGGAGCCUUGCACCUCAACGAAAGGCUCUCAGGAUGGCUGCGAAGCGAAACCAGGAGCCCUGGCCGAAGCAAGCAGCCAGUAUUUGCCCACUGACAGUCAGUAUCUGUCGCCCAGUAAGCAACCAAGAGACCCUCCCUUCAUGGCUUCCGAUCAGAUGGCAAGGGUCUUCGCCGACGUCCACUCCAGAGCCAGCCGGGAUUCCAGCGAGAUGGGGGCCGUUCUCGAGCAGCUUGACCACCCCAGCAGGGAUCUGGGCAGAGAGUCGGUGGAUGCGGAGGAAGUCGUGAGAGAAAUUGAUAAGCUUUUGCAGGACUGUCGGGGAAAUGACCCUGUGGCUGUGAGAAAGUGAGAGGAGGAAAUCAAACAACAACAACAACAAAAAGCAUUGGCAUUUUCUGAUCUCUUCUGUUGAUGUAAAAAUGAUCCCUCCUGGUGACAACCUGGUUUAGAGGGAUGAAGAGACCAAUGCUGCUUUAAGGCUUUCCGUGAACAUCUGAAGUGCCCACAAGUAUGUCCUUUUCACUGCUAUUUUUUUUUCAGAGAUAACAAUGGUUGUGUUUUGACCAAACUUAUAUUAGGACAGAAUUGAUGAUGCUCAAAGAGGAAAGAAAAACAGAGAAGAAAAAGGAGGAUGAGGAGGCAAGAUACCUUCUGACCAUCUGUUAGGAGGUAUGCGUGGGAGAAGUGAAGUGUUCCUGAUCACUGUAAGACUGUCCUCCGUGACUUACGCUGACUCCACUGUUUACCUAUAAACCCCAUACAAAGCAGGGUCAUAACGUGUGCUCUGUGGUGGAUUUUUAGCAGUCAUCACAGGCUUCUACUGAAAGUCCCGCAAAGACCUUGCAGUAGUCCAAGCUACACCAAACAUGAAUACAUAUUUGUGGUAAGCAUUUCUGUACAAAGUUACCUGCCACACAUAUCAACACAAAGAACAUUCCAUAUCAUUAGUUGGAAAAAAAAAAUUAAAAAUACUUGGUCAUUUGUAAGACGCCUCAUGUCGUAUAAAAGUUAAGUGUAAAAAGAUAUAGUCCAUUUUGUCCUGCACACACACAGACUAAUUCACUUCAUUAAAAGAGGAGAAAAUUUGACGUUUUAAAAUUUCUCUUUAGCAUUUUAGUGUCCUACAAAUAUAUAAAUAAUGACGGAUAUAUUUUUAAUUUGACCUAGAAAGAUUCUGAAAAAUAGUUACCCUUGAGUAAUACUAUUCAGAGAAAAUUAACAUGAUUAAUGUGUUUUACUUAUUUGUGGACACUAAAAUAGCUUAGGAAAGGGAAAAUGUCUUAGACAUACACCAAUCACAUGAUCAUUUAUAUGUGCAAAUGUAAGAAGAUUCAAUGUGUUUACAUCAAAUGACAUAUUUUUAUUGAUUUAUUGCAGAUUCAGUGCAUAUGAGCCAAAUUGUUGAGUGUAUAAGAGCUAUAUUGUGUAUUUUAUUAAAUUAAUAUAUAGUUGUGUUGCAAAAAUAUUUGGGCUUAUAUUGUAAAUGGCAAGUGUUGCCUCAGUAGCUGUCGAACUCUAUGAGUUUUGUUUUUUCCUGCUUCCUUUUCCCCAUGGAGUGUGGGAAGCAGUGCCUCAGAGCAAAGUCUCUUGUUUAAUGUAUAGUCUACCAAGUACUACAGUACAUAAUCUGUUCAAAAUGUGUUUGAGUGAGCCGAUGGAGCUAUAUGAAAGGUCAAAAAAUACAUCUGUCAGUCAUGGUUAUGUGCAAGUCCUUGUAGAAGCUUUUAUUAAAGUCAUGCUAAAUCACACGAAUGGCAUUUGUACCAAUACCUGAAAUUUCUUCAUGUUUUCUCAAUAACAGACAGUUUCUGCCUCUGUAGAUAUCAUACUGUUGAUUGGUUUUAAAAGUAUCUUAUGUGGUUCAAGAUGUGUGUUCCCAUUGAUUUCAAAACCAUGAAAAAUGCUUUAAUGCAUGUGUGAUACCAGCCCUAGUUACUUGCAUUGUGUAGUGUUUUUCAAGAGGCCUGGGUCUUAACAGAAUGUUUUCCAUUUUUCUCAAUGUUCUUCUGCCUCUUUUUAUUGGUGUCCUUUGAGAAAAAUACACCUCCUAUUCCUUCA
Molecule: messenger RNA, 5379 nt
Organism: Myotis daubentonii (Daubenton's bat)
Lineage: Eukaryota; Metazoa; Chordata; Mammalia; Chiroptera; Vespertilionidae
Gene: PCDH17
Product: protocadherin 17
Biological process (GO): homophilic cell-cell adhesion
Cellular component (GO): plasma membrane
Molecular function (GO): calcium ion binding
Source: RefSeq, a predicted model, not a curated record